Molecule: messenger RNA, 2064 nt
Organism: Chaetomium globosum CBS 148.51
Lineage: Eukaryota; Fungi; Ascomycota; Sordariomycetes; Sordariales; Chaetomiaceae
Exons: 2
Coding region: 1-2064 (687 amino acids)
Source: RefSeq, a predicted model, not a curated record
AUGUCGUUCUCCCCGUGCAUCAGGGGUCGCAUCUCCUCGCCCCUCGAAGCUGGCCCUUCCAUCGCCGAUGGCCAUCACCUGCCCGCCCACGUCAACGAGGCACUCGAGUAUGCUUCCAAGCGCCUAGGAAGGAAAGCGGCCCACAUCACCCUUUUGGUUGUCCGCCGGGACUACCAAAUACCCACAUCACCCAUCUCUUCUCCAACAUUUACCCCUAGCCCGCGUCUAGUGUCGGCCGGGAGCACACCGUCCAGGUCUACCUUUCCCACCUCGAGGAUCGAAGCCCUCAAGCAGCUCGUCCGGCCAAACAACUCGGGGGAAGCGCAAAUAAGGGAGAGGAUAGUCCACGUUCACCUGGACCAGCUGCGCAAUGGAACUGCUUCGCCGGCUUUCAGUGAGGCGUCGGCAUUUUCGGCCGCCACAGCCUCCUCAGCGUCGACUUCCGACUCGACUUUUAGCCGUAGGAUACGAUGGCCGGGCAGCCCGACGGCAUACGGGAGUGUCCCCGUGACCCCAGCUACCCCAUUCACCGUCAUGUCGUCAUUAUCGGGGGCAGAAGGGAACGGCGCCGGCUCCCGGUUGGGAACGCAAAGCUCGACACAAUUUGGUUUGAAGCUUGUUUAUGCCCACCCCCUAAGCCCACGCGAAGAGAAGGGCCUCACUCAAGCACUCGAGAAGGCGGCGAAGAAGUUCAAAUUAGAUCCCACCUGGCUUCCCCAAGCGGUCUCUCCUUCCAACCUCGGCCUGCCAGCCGACCUAAUCUUAAAGUCAACUGUCCAGAACAAGACGCUCUUUACAUCCGAACGCCUCACACUCUUGUCACUCGAUCAUCUGUACACCUUCCGCACAGCUUUGCAAGCCUACGCCCGCACAAGGGCCACUACCCGGCUCGAGGAUGCUGUCGACGAGUUACGCCGUCUGUUCCUUGCCAACGGGCGUCGCGCCUUGCGCAAGAGCACUCUGCUGGGUGCCUACCGAUGGCUCGAUCCUCUCAACGACGCUGCCUUGGCCGACGUCUGCCGCAUGUACGAGCGGGCGUAUGGGGGCAUCGAAAGAGAAAGCGGCGUGGAGAACGAUGUCGACCCCGCCCCGGGCUGGCCGUUGCCUGAGAGGAAACGGAUCUCGGUCGUUACGGAGCAACCGGUAGCAAAAGGGCCGAGAAUGUCAGUACGACGCAACCGACACACCGAGACCACCGCGCCACCGCAACAUCGCGAGCCGGAGAUUCAAACUCAGAUCGUCGACCUAGCCAAUGCCCUCGACAAGGAGAUUCUCCUCUCCGGCGACCUUCUCCCAGAAGACCAAUCCGAACUCGACGAGAUCGAAGCCUGGUACCGCGAGAUCCAACAACAACAGAACGACUUGCCCACAUCGACGACCAUCGAAAUACACCCGCUACGCUCCCACCCCGCUGAAGAUACUCCAGCAGUCGUCGAGAUCCCCCCCCCCCCCUCGUCGCCGCCCCCGCCGCCACCGACAUCCGCAACCUACCGGAACAGGCCCUGGCACCAGCCAGAGGAACCCACCCUUUCCGAAAUGCUCCGCACAACCCCCAAACUCCGCCCGGCGCCCCCCGGACGAUCGCUCGCCCUAAAGCUGCAAACAACAUUUGAUAAGCCUACCCGAGGCAGCGGCGCCGGCGGCAAGGUACAGCUUUUAAAGCCAACCGCCACAAAACCGCAGGCCCAAACAACAACAACAGAACGGCCCAUCGAGCCGGUGCAGGAAGAGAACGAGGACGACGAGGAGGAGGAACUCACGGCGCGCCCCCACAGCGCCAUCAAGUCGUUCGACAACGCGCGCUGGACAGUCGGAAACGGCGGUGCCAAUGGCGGCGUAUCGAUUGAUGAGCUGAUGCUGCGUGGUAGCGUGGCUGAUGGUGACGUUGGUGGUGGUGGUGGUGGUGGUGAGAAUUAUGGCCACCUGCAGGUGCAACCACAAGGAGACGAUAGGGUCGGGCCGAUGACGCCGAACGGGUACGAUGAUAUCUCGCCCAUCACCAGGGGCGAGUGGGGGUUUCUAAUGUUUGGGAAGGGCAAGACGGCGGGGAUUGGGACGUGUUAA